CAAGCAGGCAGAAUGUCAGCUUGAAUUGGCAUUAAAGAGUUAAUCACACCCACCCCUCCUUCCCUGCACUUCAAGGAGUUGGGGAGAGGAGUGGUGGUGGGGAGGCUGGUGAGAACACAUACUGUAAAAGCCUUCAUUGCAGACGGAGGGUUAAAAAUCAGCCAACCGAGAUUGAAGAGAGAGAGAGAUAGAGAGACAGACAGACAGAGAGAGAGAGCGCAUAGACCAAGAGAGCAGCUUUCCCUAUUCUUUCUCCCUGUGUCGACAUGGCUGACAGUCUCUUGAGGAGAUUAUCCUUGGAAGAGGGCUCUUUAAAUUCGUCAGAGGGCUCCGAGCUGAAGCUGAGCGGAGAAGCAAUGCAACAAGUCAUGGAUACCCUGAGUGAUACCACAAACUCCACGGGAGCCAAUGACCUGGACCUCAUCUUCCUCAAGGGGAUCAUGGAGAGCCCAAUAGUAAGAUCUCUGACGAAGGCCCAUGAGAAGCUGGAGGAGACGAAGCUGGAAGCAGCGGUGCGAGACAACAACCUGGAGCUGGUCCAGGAGAUCCUGCAGGACAUCUCCCCACUGGUGGAGAGGAACACCUCUGCCUCGGAGCUGGCACGCAUCCUGAAGGAACCACACUUCCAGUCUCUCUUGGAAACUCACGACUCUGUGGCUUCUAAAAACUUCGAGACCCCGCCCCCCAGCCCUUGUGCUUUCUUGGACACAGCCCUGAACAACCAGCCCGUCCCCCCCGACGCUGUGCGCAUGGUGGGCAUUCGCAAAGUUGCCGGGGAGCACCUGGGCGUGACCUUCCGCGUGGAGAGCAGCGAGCUGGUGAUCGCCCGCAUCCUGCACGGAGGAAUGAUCGACCAGCAGGCCCUGCUGCAUGUGGGUGACAUCAUCAAGGAGGUGAACGGGAAGGAGGUGGGCAACGACCCCAAGGUGCUGCAGGAGAUGCUGAAGGAGGCCAGUGGCAGCGUGGUGCUCAAGAUCCUGCCCAGCUACCAGGAGCCUCACCCCCCGCGCCAGGUGUUUGUGAAGUGCCACUUCGACUAUGACCCUGCCCAUGACAGCCUGAUCCCAUGUAAGGAGGCGGGGCUAAAGUUCAACAGCGGAGAUAUCCUGCAGAUUGUCAACCAGGAGGACCUCAACUGGUGGCAGGCGUGCCAUGUUGAAGGAGGGAGUGCCGGCCUCAUCCCCAGCCAGCUCCUGGAAGAAAAGAGAAAGGCAUUUGUGAAACGAGACCUUGAGCUGGCAGCUACGGCAGGUGCGCUGUGUGGAGGAAUUAGCGGCAAAAGGAAGAAGAAAAUGAUGUACCUCACAACUAAGAAUGCAGAGUUCGACCGCCAUGAGCUGCUGAUCUAUGAAGAGGUGGCCAAGAUGCCACCAUUCCGCCGGAAAACAGUGGUCCUGAUCGGAGCUCAGGGAGUGGGCCGUCGCAGCAUGAAGAACAAGCUGAUGGUGUCGGACCCGGCUCGAUAUGGGACCACCAUCCCCUACACGUCUCGGAGGGCCAAGGAUGACGAGACGGACGGGCAGAUGUACUCGUUCGCCUCGCGCAGUGAGAUGGAGCAGGACAUCAAGAACGGCCGUUACCUCGAGCACGGAGAGUACGACGGGAAUCUCUACGGCACCAAGAUCGACUCCAUCCACGAGGUGAUCGAAGCAGGCAAGAUCUGCACCCUGGACGUCAACCCCCAGGCUCUGAAAGUGCUCCGAACAUCCGAGUUCCUGCCCUACGUGGUUUUCAUUCAGGCUCCAGAUUUUGAAGUUCUCCGCACUAUGAACAAGGCAGCCAUUGAAGCCGGCGUGGUGACCAAGCAACUUACGGAAGCCGAGCUGAAGAGGACCAUAGACGAGAGUGGCAGAGUCCAGCGAGCCUAUAGCCACUACUUCGACCUGACCAUCGUCAACGACAACCUAGAGAGCUCCUUUCGUAGCCUGCAGGGGGCGCUGGAGCGGCUCAACACAGAGCCUCAGUGGGUCCCUGUCAGCUGGGUGUUCUAAGGCAGCCCAGGGGGUGGGGGUGGGGGGUGUGGGUGGGGGUAGGGCUGGCUGGGGGAGAGGCUGGUUCAGGCCAAGGUCAUAAGAACUUACUCCUGAUUGGCUGAGCUAAUGCAGCAUGAUAAAACGUUCUACGCAAGACCUACUAGCAUAGAACAAGAUAAUUGAUAUAGUUUAGCAUAGAGCACAGUGACAGCGUCCAUGUUCUUCCUUAUAUUGUAUUUACUGUAAAUACGAGAGGUCAUGUUUACAUGUUGAUUCUAGUCUGAACUCGUCAUUCCGGUAACUACUGGAAGCAAUGUCACAAGCGGCACAAUACCAGUUCACUUGAAUGCAUUUCUCCUGUGCAUAGAAAACACCUUAUGCAGAUUGAGUAUGGAAGGCAAUGUGGCUGGCAUUGAAUCUUCUAAUUAUAGCACCAAAUAAAACAAAAAGAAAAAUAAUAAAGAUCAAAUAAUUGUGUUCUGAUAUAAAAAUUAAAAUUGGUAGGACAGCGGUACAAUAUUGAAAAUACGUCAUUUUAAAUGCUAAUUUUAGACAAGCCACUGUGCCUAUAACAAAACAAUGUAUUAGGUCAAUGCACCUAUUGUCCUAAAAAUGCCUUUGACAGUCAGUGAUAAAAAUUUGCCAUGUGGAACCAUUGCACCACCUGUACCUGUAGAAUUGCAUCACUGCCAUGCCAAAAUCAAUAAGAAAACACUGCCCCCUGGUGGUCGGAGACUGAAUAUCCCCCCACCCACCUCCCCAGCCGCUUUUCGCUAAUUUUUUUACAAAUUCCUUUUUAAAACUUUGUUUUUAUUGUAUUUUUAACUUUGUAAAAAAAAAAAAAAAAAAGAAAAAAAAGAGUUCUCUAUAUCUGUAUCUUGUAAAAGACGUACCAGAGUUAAAAAAGGGAGUGUGGGUUUGUGUGGGUGUGGGUGUGGGGGUGUUUUUUGUAAUUUAUUUUUUGAGUGGAUUACUCUGCAAACGGUACAUAUCCGGAACAAGGCCAAACCAUGGAAAUCAAGUAAUGCCUUUGUGUCAGAGAUUUGAAUGGAUGUUUCCUUGAUGUAUGUGGCUCAGUUAAAGUUAAGAGGUACAUUCUUAAAGGAUGCAAGAUAGUAGAAUUAUAUAUUAUCUAUUCUAGAUUACCUAUUCUAUAUUAUUAUAUUCUAGCAACUUUUGUCAUAUACAUUUCUCAAACACUCGUCACAUUUUGAGCGACCAUCAGCCAAGAGUACUUGGAGACCUCUGUACAGUUUUAAGUGUUUUUUUUUGGUUUACAUAUUUCAAACUAGAACUUUGUUUUAAUAUUACACAUACCAACUGAAAAAAGGCAUCCAUCCCUCUCUUCAUAUUUCUGAGGUUUAACACAUUACAUAUAUCAUACAUAUAGAGAGAGAGAGAGAGAGAGAGAGAGAGAGAGAGAGAGAUUACAAGAUUACAUUCUCACCUGAUUUGAUAGGCUCAAAACCAUGUUAAGAUAGAUUUAAAGAAAAAAGGUGAGAACUCAGUAUUCUAUCAACAGAACCCAGAGCCCCUCUGAACAACAACAAACUGCGUAAAACAGAGUACUAAGGAAAAUGUAAGAUUUUUGUAUUUGAUUAUUUCUAUAUAUCUAAAUGUAAUCCAUUUCUGUUUAUGGUUCUCGCUCUGAGAAGCUUUUGAUAUGGUUUGUGUUAAUAUGGGUACGUUGAGCAGUGUGUGUGCGUGUGUGCCUACAGUAUCAAAUGAUACGGUAAUUAAACUGUAACAAUGCGGUUUUCUGAGGUAAGCCAACUUUGGCAGUGCUUCAGAACACAGCCUGAUUAAGUUCAUUAAUAAUUAAUUAAUUUAUAAAUUAUGAGUAGGAUGAUGAUUAAAACCUUGGAACUGCAUGGGGUAUAAACAGAGUGUUAUUAAAAAACACACACACUGAACCCAAGUGUGAGUUCAAACAAAAAAUACAGUACAGAUAUAUGACCCACAAUGACAUUUGAAACUAAACAACCCUUUAACUGUGACUUGCAAAUACUAAAGCCUAUAUUUUCCACUGUGGGAAAACUGCAAACAAAUUGCUCGCUCCAUAGGAAAUGUAUGACGUUGGCAAUUAGCUGACAGUAGACCUACCAUGAAAGAGGUUGAACAUUUUUUUAUAUGUGGUUGAACAAGGCUGAGGUUUUUAACAACCAGCAAUAGACCUUUCAAUGCACCUGGCAGGUCGUUUUGCAGAUGUCUUCUUUAGUUUCAAAGGUAAAAACCUGCAUGCCUACCACCUUGUGCUGGAUCUUUGUUUCAAACAGUGAGAAUUCAGUGUUUCGGAGGCGGGGUUGUGGAAGCUGAUAGUUAUUAAAAAUGGUUAGUGGGUGCAAAGAUGUUUUUUUUGUGUGUGUCAUUCCAGUUUGUGAAAACCGUGCAUAUUGAAAAAUUAACUUGAUGGCAGCUAUGACCGCCACUUAGGAAAGAAAACAAUAUAUAUGUAUAUGACGUUUUUUAUAUAAGUAUUUCAAACAUUUUCUUUCUUUUUUCCAUUUGUUCUCUAUAAAAAGGAUUAGACUAGACUCAGAUACUGUAGUGGUGCUCUAUCUGUGUAUAUUUGAUGAUGUUAAACAAAAAUAUAUAAUAAAAAUGUACAAAUGAUAA
Messenger RNA from Acipenser ruthenus (sterlet), 4589 nucleotides. It is a transcript of the gene mpp2b, whose product is annotated as MAGUK p55 scaffold protein 2b. Gene Ontology annotation, cellular component: cell-cell junction; plasma membrane. Gene Ontology annotation, molecular function: protein binding. The record is from RefSeq and is a predicted model, not a curated record. Lineage: Eukaryota; Metazoa; Chordata; Actinopteri; Acipenseriformes; Acipenseridae. The transcript is spliced from 12 exons. The coding region runs from base 267 to 1991 and encodes 574 amino acids.